This is a messenger RNA of Clonostachys rhizophaga, 552 nucleotides long. The record is from the annotation of a GenBank genome assembly. NCBI's taxonomy places the organism in Eukaryota, Fungi, Ascomycota, Sordariomycetes, Hypocreales, Bionectriaceae.
AUGACAACCCUCCUUGAGCGUGUUCAACAAGCCCGCGCUCGCGAGGCUGCCCAGGCCGGCAGUCCUCCCUCAGAGUCGCAGCCCUCACGACUACCUUACUCAUCGUGGCUGGAGCCAGCUCAAGAUGGACCUUUUACCAGACAAACAUUUCUCGAACGGUGGCUCGCCGAUCUCGAGACGCCAACCGAGUUGAAUCGCAGCCUGGCUGAGAAGAAGCAACAGCACAGUGAACUUUUCCGCUCAUUACCGCCAACUCAUACGAUAGAAACCUCCACAGUAGUCAGACGCUGGACCACAGGAUGUCUGGUCGAGUCUCCAGACACAGACGAGCUGCUGUGCGUGGGAGCAUUCGCAACAAACAAGCCAGAACGGUACGUUAAAACUUUCUUGAAUGGUGUUAUUCUCUUUUGUCGUCCUCAAAGUAACACUCCCCAUCGAAGCCCCGUGACCACCGCCCUGAGCAUAUCACUAGAUGAUGAAGCUUCAAGGGGGGUGAAGUCUCCGGUCAAAGCUCCAGCCUCUUGUCCCCCCAGCGUCAAGGGCAAGCUGUGA